Molecule: messenger RNA, 876 nt
Organism: Monosiga brevicollis MX1
Lineage: Eukaryota; Choanoflagellata; Craspedida; Salpingoecidae
Exons: 4
Coding region: 1-876 (291 amino acids)
Source: RefSeq, a predicted model, not a curated record
AUGCAAGCUGUACGCGCGGCGUGGCGCAGCGCCCCGUUGCUUGGUCGGCGGGCAACCAGCUACGCAGGCCCGAGCCAGCGGAGGAGCUGGCUGCCAACAGCAGUGGGUGUGGGCCUUGGGGUGGCGGCAACUGGAGUACUAGUAGCCGGUUGCCGCACCCGAUUUGAUGAUGCCCCAGCCAUCCAUGCGCCCUUGGACGACCCGGAGCUGCAGCAAGGACUCGAGCAACGCGAGCGAGAUGUUGUCAAGCUGCACCAGUACAUGGCGGAGAUGCGCGAAAAGUUUAUCAAGCUGGGGGCCUCUGAACCGGACGACCUCAAGCGGGCCGAGCUGUAUGCCAAGUUUCGCGAGGAUGUGCUGCGCGACACUCAGGCGUAUUUGGACACGUAUGGCUGUGCCCGCUGGACCGACUCUGCUCUGGAGCUGAUCAAGGAGUUUUCGCCCAUUGUGGAGCUGGGCGCGGGGCAAGGACAAUGGCAACGAGCACUGACAGAGGCUGGCGCCAAUGUGGUGGCCUUUGACAACGAGAGCUCAUUGCAGCCCUCGAAUCAACCCGUGGGCAAGGUUUAUUCCGGUGACGAGCAAAAGCUCGGCUGGUACCCGUACCGGACGCUCUUGCUGGUGUAUCCACCCGAUUCGGACAUGGCGCAGCGCGCUUUGGACCGUUACAAGGGUCGCUACCUCAUUUAUGUGGGUGAGGCACGGGGCGGUGUCAAUGCCAACGAAGAGUUUUUCGACACGCUAGAAGCCGAUUGGGACUGCGUGCACCGCGAGAACCUGGCGCCGUUUUCGCGCUGCUACGAGCGGCUCUACGUCUUUCGCCGAGCCGUCCCGGUCGCCCAGUCGUGGACGGCCUGGUUUCUGGCCUGGAUGUAA